Messenger RNA from Owenia fusiformis, 1709 nucleotides. Lineage: Eukaryota; Metazoa; Annelida; Polychaeta; Sabellida; Oweniidae. The record is from the annotation of a GenBank genome assembly.
GCAAUAUCUCCACGUUCUCAGAGUAAACAACAUGGCGGUCACAACCUGACAACAGUGGAAAUUUGAGAUAAAAUCACUCAAAUACGUAGCAAGAAUAGCAUAUAGAGAGCACUGAAAAUAAAAUAUGGGGAAGAAGAAGGGUAAAAAGAGUGGUGCAAAGAGCACCAGCGGGAAAAAGAAAGGAAAGAGAGGGAAGAAGACGGCAGAACCACAAAUAACUGCACAAGAAGCAAUAUUAGCCUACCAGAUUAAUAUCAAAGAGAAACAGAUGGAGGAUUAUAUGUUUGAGAUAAAAAGCCUUGAGGAGAAAAAACAAAGACACCAAGGAAGAAAUAAUCGCCUAAAAGAAGAACAGGGUCAGUACUUGAAGACACUGUUAAAGCAGGCCAGAGAGUAUGAGAAGAAGCUGGAUGGGUUGGACCCCAUACAAAAAGAUGCGGUGAUCACAAUUAUGAUGGACAAAUGGGAGUCAGAGAGGCAAGAGAAGAAGAAUUUACAAGAGUUACGCAGUGAGAUCAAAAAACUAGACUCAAGUAUUGAGGGAAUGAAGAAAGAAGUAACCUGUUGGAAGGAAUACAAAGACAGGGGACAUCAAUCGCACAAGACACAGAUUACUUUGCUAGAAAAAGAGCUAAUUGACAUGAAUAUCAGUUUUGAAGAGAUGUCAGGUCACUUGGAAAAAACUCAGGAAAAAGCUCGGAACGAAAUACAGGAAUAUACAGACACAACAUUAGAUAAACAGAAACAUUUGGCCACAGAGCGUGCCAUGGGAACUAUGGACAAAUAUGACAGACAGGCUGUGUUGGACAAUGAAUGGAUCAAACAAGAGGUUGCUAUACAUCAUAAAGAUGCAAAGACAAUGGUAGGAGUUGUUGAAGAAAUGGAAAAGGAGAAUUUAGAGAUAAUGUGUGAUCUCUUUGAGUGCAAUGUGGAUGACUUAAAAAUAUCAAGGAAUUUUUACUUAACACAAUUUGAAGACAAUGAGAACUUAGAUGAGACUGGAAAUAUUCUUGAGAUAGAUCUAAGCCGUGUAUCUCUUAGUCACAGAAAUGAGACCCCGUCCCCUCCACUAGUUAGUGAUGUACCCAGAAAGCCUCGGCCGAAGAGUGCUGCAUUGAAAGCAAUUGAGGAGAAAGUAGCAGCUGUAACUGCCCAGCAUGCAGUGGAACAUGGCUAUGAUAUUGACAUCAACAGUGACUAUGACAAUGACAGUAUAGGUGGCGAUAGUAUGCAAGAAGACCCCUUCAACAAUUACUUCAACUUUGACGAUGAAGAUUUUGAGGAAUAUCUUAAACUAGGACCGCUGGAACUGAAGUUGCUAAAUGUCACAGGAAAUCAAAUGACUCUGAAUAAACAAAAGACUCUCACUGAAGAGGAAAUACGAUCGAAGGACUUCCGACCAGAUGAGUGGCCAGUCACACAACCAAUGUUACAAGAAGCUUUGGGUGGCGAUAAGGGGUCUCCAAGAACCCCUCGAACAUAACUUCAUCUAUAGUAUUUUUAUAGAAUCAAAAGUAGGAAAGUGGAGAAAGUAUUGCUUUUUAAACAUUCCAGAAUACUUAAGCUAAUACUCUCUAAUUUAGAGAUUCAUAAUUCACAAUAUUUCUAGAUUUUAUUGUAAUGAUUUAUAGUGUGGAAUGACCGAAUAAAACGAGUGUAAAAAAGCCACAUGAACACAUAAUUGGGUGAAUAAUGUGACAUUUGGGUGA